This is a messenger RNA of Arabidopsis thaliana (thale cress), 577 nucleotides long. RefSeq names its product Plant self-incompatibility protein S1 family. Lineage: Eukaryota; Viridiplantae; Streptophyta; Magnoliopsida; Brassicales; Brassicaceae. Gene Ontology annotation, cellular component: extracellular region. The transcript has a single exon. The coding region runs from base 18 to 437 and encodes 139 amino acids. The record is from RefSeq and is marked reviewed.
UUUUAUAUCAUAAAAAAAUGGAUUAUCUCAUAAUGUUUCUGUUAGUUACUACUAUGUAUUUUGGGCAAAAUGAAGCUUGCAAAAAAAAUCAUGUAGUGAUUCAUAACGAACUCGGUCCUGGUAUUGAUCUCAACAUUGCAUGCCGACAAUUCAGCAUAGAGCGCACACCUUCAAUGUUUCACACCCUAAAGUACAAAGAUCCUUUUUAUAUCAUUGAGUUCGAGGAUAAUAAUCAGCUACCUCAUGGUGAAAGAUGGUAUUGUCUGCUUAGUCACGGUACUAGACCAAAGUAUUGGUAUGAUAUUGAAGUAUAUCGUCAAGGCUAUUAUCCAAGUUGUGGUCAGCUACGCUCAUGGAUUGCUAAACAAGAUGGAAUUUGGUUUACAAGAAGAUAUGAUAGCCCGCCAGGACAUGUUCUUAAUUGGAAAAUUCAGUAACUAAUGUUUAUGUAUGGGGGUAUUUCAUUUUGCUGUCAUAUGUACUAAGCUGUAAGAGCGAAUUAAGUCAUCGAUCUAAUUCGGUGGUUAUAUACAAGUUCAUUUGAUAUAUCUCUAUGUAUUUUGCAUCAACGUUUUCA